AUGAAAAUUGAUGAAACCACAUAUUACUCUGUCUUAGGAUUACCUACAACAGCUAAUAAGAAGGAUAUCCAUAAGUCUUAUUUAAGACUAGCCCGUAAGCUCCAUCCUGAUAAGUCCAAAUCCAAUGAUUUUGAAGAAUUAUUCAAGGUUGUUGUCCAAGCUCAUUCAAUUUUGACUGAUAUUUCUAGUAAGCAAGAAUACGAUGCUAUAUUAAAGAGAAAGGGAUUAUCCAAUUAUACUCCAUUAGGUUAUAAAGAGCAUACUAAGAAGCAGAAUCAGAGCAAUAAUCUGAAUCAGCAAGAUGCUAGCAAAAACUCCAAGAAGAAUGAUGGUGUACCUACUCAAUCCAAGGUUACUAGAAAGAAUAAACCUUAUGAACAACAACCGUAUGGAUUUGGAUUAGAUUUCAAUGAAGGUAGUAAAAUGAAGAAAGAUAAACAAAAGGGCCGCAAUACAUCGAAGAAUUCUAAAGAACAACAAGGUAGCCAAGAAACUACAAAUACUUCCGAAAAUCUACAACGUAACGCUAAAGGUAACAAAAAUAAUAAAAAUCCUAGAAAGGAUAGAUUUCACACAUUAGACAAUAGUUUAGAUACAGAGAAUGACAAUAAAAGGAGAAAUAUUAAGAAAGCUAAAGAUCGUACCUCUAAGGACCAAAAUACUUAUUCACAUACAAAUUAUCAACGAAAAAGGAAUAAAGUAAAAUUUACACAGGGCAGUAUUCGAAUGAGAAAUCCAGAGGCCACUCAAUCUAAUCCAGACCUCCAAAAUGAUUGGGAUCCUUUAAAAGAUAUUAUAUCACAAUUUGGGAAUAGUAAUAUUCAAGAUGAUUUUGGAAUAGAAAAUAUAAAACCAAGCAGUGAUCCAAGAACGUUUGAAUUGGAAGAUCUAUCCUUAGAUUGUGAAUAUGAUUUUGUAGAAUCAAAUUCAAGAGUCAGAAGGGCAAAUAUGCAAAAUGUUUUUAUUAAUGAGAUGGAUAGAUUGAUGAUAAAUGAUCCACUUGACAUGAGUAGCAUUAAGCAUAGUUUGUACUCGAUACCAUAUACCAAAAGGCAAAAAACGUCACAAUCAACUUAUACAUUUAAUGAUCAAAACUACAGAUUCACAGAGAGAUUACCGAGACAAGAGAAUUCUGAGGGACCAUUUGGAGAAAUACCAAGUGUCUUUGAAAGUUCAACAGGGACAAUGGAGAAUCAUCGAUCAGAUUUUAAUCUAAGAGGAAGACCUGAAACUAGAGAAAAUGAUAAUAUCAUUAUACCUGAAAUGAUGCAUUUCCCUGAUGCGGUUACAUCAAAAGAAGAAGAAGUUUCAUUGAAAACACGAUUCAACCAUUUCAAUGAGGACUGCAAUAGAACUAAAGAAUACAUAUUAAAGGUUUUAAAAAAUCGUAUCAGUGUAGAUAAAGAUUUAAGCGAUAUGAUGACAGUCCCAGAAUAUCAUUCAUUAAUCCUUGCUACUAAAUCAUUUGACGUUCACUUAUCGAAACAAUUACUAGAACUAAACGAACUUCAAUUUAAUGCUGGUCAAAGAUACACAGAACUUUUCAAAUCGAUUCAAUAUUAA
Messenger RNA from Vanderwaltozyma polyspora DSM 70294, 1563 nucleotides. RefSeq names its product Jjj2p (gene JJJ2). Bases 1 to 1563 code for a protein of 520 amino acids. The transcript has a single exon. The record is from RefSeq and is a predicted model, not a curated record. NCBI's taxonomy places the organism in Eukaryota, Fungi, Ascomycota, Saccharomycetes, Saccharomycetales, Saccharomycetaceae.